Messenger RNA from Carassius auratus (goldfish), 3425 nucleotides. Its product is annotated as leucine-rich repeat transmembrane neuronal protein 4-like. The coding region runs from base 605 to 2320 and encodes 571 amino acids. The record is from RefSeq and is a predicted model, not a curated record. NCBI's taxonomy places the organism in Eukaryota, Metazoa, Chordata, Actinopteri, Cypriniformes, Cyprinidae. Gene Ontology annotation, molecular function: protein binding. The transcript has 3 exons.
AGGGGGGUGUUCUGGCAUUCUGCUAGUGUUUACUGCAGCAGGUUUGCCUUCGGGUCACCUUUAUUAUGACUGUAGAGAGGACCUGAGGGCGGGAGCGCGCAAUCAUCACGGUCUGUGAUAUUUCUUAGGGACGGAGCAGCUCUUAUAGACUCUCUACUGCGGCGGCGAGCACGGCUUUCCUCUCACACAAAGACUCAAGACUCAGUCUUUUCUGGCUUUGCUUACCUCUGUUACCUCUGGUCGAUAAGCUCCGCAUGAUUUAAACAUCAUUGUUCCAGUUAUGCGUCCCAGAACAACUUUUGCCCUCAUCUUCAGUCAGUUGCUCGCUGCGUAACGAGAAUUCAUUCAUAUUCCGUUUGAACGACGGAUGGCAAUCAUGUUAAUUGCUGUUGGAUGUACCCUGGUUUGCCGUGCUGUUGGAUUAAACGGGGCACGCAGCACGUUCUAAAGUGUCUUGCGACAUGGAGUCGGAUCGAUAAUGAUUUUAGUUGGGCUGUAAUACUGCUCGGACUAAAGGUAAAAGUCUUCGUUUGAGUGGAUCCUGAGAGACUGUGCAGUAACCGCGCGGAUAAAACGCGAGUGGAAUCAAAAGCGCGCGGCUGACAUGGGUUCUGUUAUUUGUGACAAGAGAUUAGCGGGCCUCUUCCUCCUUCAAGCCUCCUCCCUCCUGCUGUUCAGUUCAGGGGAAAGGAUGUGCCCCUAUAGCUGCCGUUGCGAGGGAAAGAUUGUCCAUUGUGAGUCAGCUGGCUUCCAAGACGUCCCGGAAAAUAUUUCAGUUAGUUGUCAAGGUCUAUCCCUGCGUUACAAUGACCUGCACACAAUGCUCCCUUACCAGUUUGCCCAUCUUAACCAGCUACUGUGGCUGUACCUGGACCACAAUCAAAUCAUGUUUGUGGAUAGUCGUGCUUUUCAAGGGGUGCGGCGAUUGAAGGAAUUGAUCUUGAGCUCCAAUAGAAUUUCACAGCUUCAUAAUGUCACUUUUCACGGAGUACCUAACCUACGUAGUCUUGACCUCUCCUACAACAAGUUACAGGAGCUGCAGCCAGGACAGUUUUUUGGUCUUCGAAAACUGCAGAAUCUGCACUUGCGCUCCAACGGGCUGACAACAAUCCCUGUCCGGGCAUUUCUAGAGUGCAGAAGCUUGGAGUUUCUAGACUUGAGCUAUAACCGGCUUCGGGUUCUUACUCGUACAGCAUUCCUGGGUUUGUCUCGACUGAUGGAGCUCCACCUGGAGCAUAAUCAGUUUUCACGAAUAAACUUCUUUCUGUUUCCUCGCCUUGCUAACCUUCGUGCCCUGUAUCUACAAUGGAACCGUAUUCGAGCUGUCAACCAAGGCCUUCCAUGGAGCUGGUACACCUUGCAAAAGCUUGAUAUCUCUGGCAAUGAGAUUCAGGUACUAGAUCAUGUAGUAUUUCAAUGCCUCCCCAAUCUUCAGGUCCUUAACCUAGAGUCUAACAAACUGGCCAAUGUGUCUCAGGAGGUUGUGGCUGCCUGGAUUUCCCUAACAACCAUUAGCCUUGCAGGCAACAUGUGGGAUUGCGGACCAGGCAUUUGUCCUCUUGUUGUUUGGCUCAAGAAUUUCAGAGGCACCAAGGACACUAGUAUAAUCUGCAGCAGUCCUAAGCACCUUCAAGGAGAGAAGGUAAUGGAAGCUUCAAAGACCUACAUUGACUGUGAUGACUACGAAAUUACUGCUCAAUCACCUUUGUAUCUGCAGACCUUUGAUCCAAAUUUUGACCUUGCCCUUGAACCGACUGACUCGACAAUGGCUCCUACAACACCGCCUCCACCCUUGCCUUCACCUGCCUCUGAGGCGCCAUUUCCACCUCCCCAUCCUCAACCACCUCAACGCCCCACCUUCCCCAGCCAUGCAAAUCCAGAUCCCAGAGACUCCCAUCAAUGGACACCCUCAUCAUCUGACAGCCUAUUAGUCACACCAGCUCCUGAGCAAGACAACGUGUCAUUUCACAAAGUGGUGAUGGGUGGGGUGGCACUGUUCUUCUCAGUGUCCCUUGUCUUGUCUGUAAUUUAUCUCUCCUGGAAACGUUACCCUGGUGCCACCCGGCUUUUGCAGCAGAGUACAGUGGGCCGUAAGCGGAGGAAAAAGAGUCAGGAGCCAGAACAGAACCUGAGCUCCCAGCUCCAGGAAUAUUACAUGAGCUACAACCCUGCAGCCACACCAGAAGCCUUGGAGGUGCUGGGCAAUGGGACAGGUACCUGUACCUGCACCAUAUCCGGCUCCCGGGAAUGUGAGAAUGAAUACACAUGUCCCAGACCAUUACCUGGAGCUUGGAUUGGAGACAUACCCACCAUACACUGAAGGGACUGUUUUGUUCCUAAAAAUAAUCCACCGGCGGGUGGAUUUGUGCCUACCUGCAUUUUAUCUGUUGCAUCAAUCUUGUUUCUCAUGAUACCAUUCAUGCUUUCAGUGCUUCUUUAAUGGAUUCUGGUGGAUAGUCUUCAGUCAGACACUGCAAACGGACAUCUGAGAGACAGGUGCAGGUGCAUAUUUUACUAAAACAUUUGGAUGCCUCACUUUGUUCUUUAAUGCACCUGAAUGUGUCAGGUUUAUUUGGGAAGCCUUCGGUGGAACAUACCAAUGAAAGUUAUCCAGCCUUUGAUGAAUCGCCCAGCGUCAUUUGACGUUUGUGUGGACCUGUACAUAAACAACAAACUUUGUUAAUAUACCCUUGGAUUUAAAACAGAACUUGCCCUUUCCUUUGUUAUUUAAUGUAUAUCCUUGGAAAGUUUGUGUAAAAUGACUGAGUUAAAACCUUUAUCUUUGCUGCCUAAUACUGGAUUUGUUAUGCUUAACGUUUCUGCAAACACCUCUGUACAGUUUUAUUUGUAGAGAUUAUCAAGUUUACCUGCCCUUCAUAACAGUAAUAAACUUCAUACUGUUAUACUGCGUUAUUUAAACAAGAGCAGUGAUCUCACUGACUAUGCUAACACUGUUUGAAAUGUUUGAGUGUACAUACAGUAUGUAUUCUCAUUUAAUAGGAGUGUAUAAGGAAAUUUCAAGAUCUGAAUAUAAAAAAAAAUGUUUUAAAUCCUAGUUUAAAGACAAAGUUUUGAUAUUUGUUCAGGUUCCAGCAGCCCCUCUAUCUUCAAAUAUUGCAACUUGAAAGUGUCAUUUAUUUAUAUGCAUUUUAAUUUAAUAAUUAUAUUUUAUAACCAAACUUGAACGCCACCAAGUUCUGUUUUAUAAUGAGAACAUUGUCAAAAUCAAUGGUGAGAAAUAUACAUUUGUCAAAAGGAAAUUAGUAUUGAUCAACUUGUUAAUUUUUUAUGCAUUUAUUAUUACUUUAUUUAACAAUAUGGAUUUUCCUGUAAAAACAAAAAUGGAGUUUAUUUUUCACUAGUUGAACAUUUCAUGUAGCUCACUGGUACAUACCAAUUAAAAUAAACAACUGUAAUGCAGUACA